Messenger RNA from Rhipicephalus microplus (southern cattle tick), 2358 nucleotides. RefSeq names its product neprilysin-2. Gene Ontology annotation, cellular component: plasma membrane. Gene Ontology annotation, biological process: protein processing. Gene Ontology annotation, molecular function: metalloendopeptidase activity. Lineage: Eukaryota; Metazoa; Arthropoda; Arachnida; Ixodida; Ixodidae. The record is from RefSeq and is a predicted model, not a curated record.
AUGGCCGACGGCGAAGGAAGGAACGCCGAGACCGUAUCAACUAGUACAACAAAGUCAGCAAGGAGACAAAGGGCUUUAGGACGCAACGCGCAGGCCCAGAGCGGUGGCUGGUCAGCGGCCAUCUGGAGCCUUGCCAUCACCACCACAGUGCUGCUGCUGGUGUCGGUCGUGAUCACCACCCUCGUUUCGAUGACGGCGCUCGGCAGCAGUACCCACUCGCAAGCUGGCACUCAAGCAGGGGCGUCAGCGGGACGUUCGAGCCACUACAACAAGAGUGGUGUCUUGAAAGCGGUGCCCGAGCGAGGCGCCGCCGGAGCCUGCGACUCAUCGUCUUGCGCGGAGCAGGCGCGUCUGCUGCUCCGCCAAAUAAAUUCCAGCCGCGACCCCUGCGACGACUUCUACGCUUACGUGUGCGAAGACUGGGCGCUAACGCGACCGCUGCCUCCGGGAGCUGAACGGCUGUCUAUGGACACUAUCCUGGUGGACGGCUACGCCGAGCUUCUCGCUGCGGAACUGCGGGAGAACGCCACCGGGUAUCCCGCGCUACGGUUCCUGCUGAGCAACUGCCUGCACCCUCAGCCCACCCUUUACCCGACGCUAUGUGCCAUGUUCUUGGACACAAUCCGGCUCAAGCCGUGGAUGGCCCGAGCGUCUGCGUUGAGACACAGGAGGCCAACGGCCCCUGAGGUGGCCCGCAAGCUGGCCGUCGCCUUCCGCGUGUUAGGAGUAGACGCGCUAUUCAGGCCGUUCGUUUUCAAGAGCGGUCUUAGCGCCAAACGCUUCGUCGGGCUCGCGGAACCGUCCACAGUGCUCAUGUCGGGCCCGCUGGAGAAGAAAGAGUAUGAGAUGGUGCGCAGGGCCCUUGCUCCUCUCUUGGCUUUCUUCCAGAACGUUACCGACACGGAUCUGCUUCAGUUCGAGGAGCGGCUCGCUCUAAUGCUGAGUCACCCUCAAGUAGACGCGGAAGCGCUCGCCAAUGGUACCACGAUCAAAGUUCGGGACCUGCCUGUAUUGCCGAACUUCGAGUGGACGAGCUUUCUGCAGAGCGUGUUCGACAAAGGUCUGCGACCAAUCACGGACAAGACUUUCGUCAAACUUAACUCACCUGACUACAUCGUGCGCCUGACGCGCAGCGACUUACUACAGUUUACCAGCCAGCUGCUGGGAUACCUCGUGUUCCGCGUCAUGAUGGUAUUGGCACCCCUGCUCGACGACCACGACGUGCGUGACCAGUUAGCCUCAGUGAGCUACGCGCGGCACCAGGAGUUUCCUCAGGCACUACCUCAGGCCCACUACUGCCUACUCCUACUCGACCGAUUUGAGCCGAACUUACCUCUGCACCUGUCGCGUCAUUUUGCUGCGUCUCUUAUUGGCGGGGAAAGUGUCGUGGCUGAAAUGGUCUCCACGCUUCGCGCGGUUCUGCUGGAAUCAGUGCAAGUGCGGCUGGGUCUCAAGAGUAGCGAGUUGUGGGAGCAUCUGCGGGACAAAUUGAACGCCGUCUCGUGGGAGCCACUUAGUCCACCUGCUCUGGCGACGACUACCGUGAGGGCUGCUUACGUUGACGACGUCUAUCCGAGAAACUCGCAAAUGCCGGCUGCUCAGCUCUUUUACAACUGGAUUCGAAAGUCCCACGAGAAGAAGCUGAUGUCGCACAUGACCUACGCACGGGGAAGAGGCAAAGGCGACUCGGGGUACCCGGGAUGGACAGGAGGCUUUCUGAGUGCCGAGAGUCGCCUGGCGCCACCUUAUGAUCGGCUGGAGAUACCUCUGCCCGUGUUCGACUUGUUCCUGAACGCGGAUCCGGCUCUCCGGCCCUUACAAUUGGCGCGCGCGGCUCCCAAGUUGUACCGAUCACUGCUGCGAGCCGUCUACCACUGGGCCUACAACUUCGAACACAAUGUCGCAGAUGACAAGGAGACAGGUGGCGAGAGUGUGACGCGCCGUUUAGAUGAACUUCGCCUCUGCCUAGAGCAGCAGUACUCAGCGGUUGCUUGGUCUGAUCGAAGGAUGCAGCUAGACGCAUCGCGCACUUCGUGGUCCGAUCUCUGGGACUACCUGGCGCUGAGACCAGCGUUGGACGCGUUCACGCUCUUUGCUCGACGCGUGGCGCCCGACUACCGCCUGGCGCUGCUCGAGCACUGGGACGUCGGCCAGCUAUUCUUUGUAUACUACGCAGCCAAUCACUGCGAGAACAGCAAUGAACGCUUUUUGCGCAGAAUGGUGGCCUUGGGUCCUCACAGCACUGCCUGGUUCCGCGUAAACGGGCCUUUGAGGAACGCUCGGGAGUUUACGCAGGCCUUCGGCUGCAAGCCCGGCUCGUUCAUGAAUCCAGUCGACCAGUGUGCGUUGAGUGAGUGA